AUGUACGUGACCCACAAGACAUCAGGUAAGGUGAUGGUAUUGAAGAUGAACCAGCAGCGAGCGAACAGGAACAACAUGCUGAGGGAAGUCCAGCUCAUGAAUAAACUGAAACAUCCUAAUAUAUUAGGAUUUAUGGGUGUGUGUGUACACGAAGGUCAAUUACAUGCUCUGACUGAAUACAUGGAGGGAGGGUCGCUGGAGCAGCUCAUACUGGGUCUGCCUCCUGAACCACUGCCGCAGUCCUUGAGGAUAUCACUGGCAGCUGAUAUGGCCGAGGGGCUGAUGUACCUUCACUCACUAGGAGUCUUCCAUAGGGAUCUUACUGCUAAGAACGUAUUAUUAAAGAAGAGGUACGACGGUGAAUACACAGCCGUUGUCGCUGACUUCGGUCUAGCGGCGAAAAUACCGCAUCCACUUAACGGUUACCGCCUGCCGAGCGUGGGUUCUCCGUGGUGGAUGUCGCCCGAGUGUCUCCGCGGCCGCUGGUACGACAACCGGUCGGACAUCUUCUCCUACGGGAUCAUACUGUGUCAGCUGAUCGCCAGGGUUGACGCCGACCCAGACGUGUUGCCUCGCACGGACAACUUCGGUCUCAACUACAUGGCCUUUGUAGAACUAUGUGACGAAGACACCGUGCCAGACUUCCUGAGGCUAGCUUUCAACUGUUGCAUUUACGAGCCUAAAGCGCGUCCGUUGUUCACCGAGAUAGUGAGCAAGUUGAAGGAAGUUAAGGAGGGGAUGGAGGAUGCGGCGUUUGACACGAGCAGCGGGAGCGGGUCGGGGGCCAGUGAUGACUAUGACUGCUCCGGACCACGGUCAUGUCCGGGACUUAGCGCCUGGCGACGACCGCACACACACACGCACAGGAGCGACAUAUCGAGUCGUUUCUCUUCUGUGGGAAAUUAUACACUAGUCACCGUGGGUAAAUUAAUAAAACCAGAUGAGGUAACGUUGGUAGUAUACUGGAGACUUAGAAGAAGUGGGCAUUGGAACACGACUCACAAGCACAGUGACAAGGGCGCUGCUCACCGACGGUCACUGUCGGAGCUGGAGUGGGCCUGGCGCGGGGGCGGGGGCUGCGGCGCGGCGCCCCCACACCGCUCGGCCUCCGCACUGGCGGGCGCGCCGCCCACCCCGCCCGCCCCGCCCCGCCUCGCCCGCCUACACCGGCUGGCGCACAUCAUGCUGCUGAGAGAUACGCACGCGGCGCCCACCCCCGCCCGCCGCGCGCUGCACACCUUCCGCGGGGUGCACAAGAUCCUGGAGCAUGCGCCGGCCGGCCGCUGCUCGUCGGGGGACGCACCCCCCGCGCCGCCCGCCGCCCCCGAGCCCCGCCGCGCCUCCCUGCCGCCGUCCCCGGUGUCCGCGCGCCGCGCCCCGUCCGCCGAGCCCGCGCCCGCCAGGAACGAGUGCCCGGAGCUGCGGCGGCGCGGCUCGUGCGAGAGCGGCAUCUUCUCGGUGGCCAACGAGGACCUGUGCGCGCCGUCCCCGCGCGGCGCCGUGUGUCCGUGCGCCCUGGUCGGCUGUCACCGCUGCUGGUGGUGGCGCCGCGACCUGUCUGUACAGUCCGCCGCCGACGACGACUCCGACCAGGAGCGCGCGCGCCCGCGGGCCUGCGCGGACUGCCUGCUAGCGUAUGACCGGCUGCUGCGGCGCCGCCCGCCCGCGCCGCCCGACGACUCCGCCCUGUCCACCACCGUCAGCUCGCUGAGGAGCCUCGACGACGCGGAGGAGGCGGACGGCGAGGGCUGGGCGGGCGUGCUGUGUGAGGCUGGGGACUGCCGCUCGGAGGAGCGCGAGCUGCACGUGCUGGCGCGCUGCUGCUGCGUGCGGCGCGGCCCGUGUGAGCGCGCGCUGGCCUCGCUGCCCGCGCACCUGCUGUGCGCCCAGCGCUCGUCCAGCGUGUACACGGACAGCUCGGAGGACGUGGCGUCCCUGGGGUCGGACGGCGUGUACGACGAGCGCGCGCCGCGUCACGGCCGCUCGGCUCAGAUCGCCAAGAUCGUGGAGUACUUCGAGCGUAAGGGCGCGGAGUUCCGCUGUGAGCGUGGGGCGGGCGGCCGGCUGGUGGUGCUGGACGGGCGGCGCCUCACCGUGUGCGAGGGCGCGGUCCGCUCCAAGCUGCCUCUGUUCGACCGCCGCUCCUAG
Danaus chrysippus (African queen) is the source of this 2148-nucleotide messenger RNA. NCBI's taxonomy places the organism in Eukaryota, Metazoa, Arthropoda, Insecta, Lepidoptera, Nymphalidae. The record is from the annotation of a GenBank genome assembly.